Molecule: messenger RNA, 2343 nt
Organism: Grammomys surdaster
Lineage: Eukaryota; Metazoa; Chordata; Mammalia; Rodentia; Muridae
Product: E3 SUMO-protein ligase PIAS2
Exons: 1
Coding region: 128-1993 (621 amino acids)
Biological process (GO): protein sumoylation; regulation of transcription by RNA polymerase II
Molecular function (GO): SUMO ligase activity; transcription coregulator activity; zinc ion binding
Source: RefSeq, a predicted model, not a curated record
GCGGCGGCGGCGGCCGCGGCGUCUAGAGCGGCGCCCAGUGCAGGAUGUUGCAGGAGAAGGUGGCGGUGUCGUUGGCGGCAGCGGGCGGAGGAACGGCGAAGGCUGAGGCGCCCGCGGGCGGGAUAAAAUGGCGGAUUUCGAGGAGUUGAGGAAUAUGGUUUCUAGUUUUAGGGUUUCUGAAUUACAAGUGUUACUGGGCUUUGCUGGACGGAAUAAAAGUGGGCGCAAGCAUGACCUCCUGAUGAGGGCGUUGCAUUUAUUGAAGAGUGGCUGCAGCCCUGCGGUUCAGAUUAAAAUUCGAGAAUUAUAUAGACGCCGAUACCCACGGACACUUGAAGGACUUUCUGAUCUAUCCACAAUCAAAUCAUCGGUUUUCAGUUUGGAUGGUAGUUCAUCACCAGUAGAACCUGACUUGACUGUGGCUGGAAUCCACUCGUUGCCUUCUACUUCAAUUACACCUCAUUCACCAUCAUCUCCUGUUGGUUCUGUGCUGCUUCAAGACGCUAAGCCCACCUUUGAGAUGCAGCAACCAUCUCCUCCCAUUCCUCCUGUCCAUCCUGACGUGCAGUUAAAAAACCUGCCCUUCUAUGACGUCCUUGAUGUUCUCAUCAAGCCCACGAGUUUAGUUCAAAGCAGUAUUCAGCGGUUUCAAGAGAAGUUUUUUAUUUUUGCUUUGACACCUCAGCAAGUUAGAGAGAUAUGCAUUUCCAGGGAUUUCUUGCCAGGAGGCAGGAGAGACUAUACAGUCCAAGUCCAGCUGAGACUUUGCUUGGCCGAGACCAGUUGCCCUCAAGAAGAUAACUAUCCCAAUAGUUUGUGUAUAAAAGUAAAUGGGAAACUCUUUCCUUUGCCUGGCUAUGCACCACCACCUAAAAAUGGGAUUGAACAGAAGCGCCCUGGACGCCCCUUGAAUAUUACAUCUUUAGUUAGGUUGUCUUCAGCUGUGCCAAAUCAGAUUUCUAUUUCUUGGGCGUCUGAAAUUGGAAAGAAUUACUCCAUGUCUGUGUAUCUUGUACGACAGCUUACGUCAGCCAUGUUAUUACAGAGAUUAAAAAUGAAAGGUAUUAGAAAUCCUGAUCAUUCCAGAGCACUAAUUAAAGAAAAACUUACUGCAGAUCCCGAUAGUGAAAUUGCUACAACUAGUCUUCGAGUGUCCUUGAUGUGCCCAGUAGGAAAAAUGAGGCUGACAAUCCCGUGCCGUGCAGUGACUUGUACACAUCUGCAGUGCUUUGAUGCUGCCCUUUAUCUUCAGAUGAAUGAGAAGAAACCCACCUGGAUCUGUCCUGUGUGUGACAAAAAGGCUGCCUAUGAGAGUCUGAUACUAGAUGGGCUUUUUAUGGAAAUUCUCAAUGACUGUUCUGAUGUGGAUGAGAUCAAAUUUCAGGAGGAUGGUUCUUGGUGUCCCAUGAGACCUAAGAAAGAAGCUAUGAAAGUAACCAGCCAGCCCUGUACAAAAGUUGAAAGUUCAAGUGUCUUUAGUAAACCUUGUUCAGUGACUGUAGCCAGUGAUGCAAGCAAGAAGAAGAUAGAUGUUAUUGAUCUAACAAUAGAGAGCUCUUCUGAUGAAGAGGAAGACCCUCCCACCAAAAGGAAAUGCAUCUUUAUGUCGGAAACACAAAACAGUCCAACCAAAGGGGUUCUCAUGUAUCAGCCAUCUUCUGUAAGGGUGCCCAGUGUGACUUCAGUUGAUCCUGCUGCUAUCCCACCUUCAUUAACAGACUACUCAGUACCAUUCCACCACACGCCAGUGUCAAGCAUGUCAUCAGAUUUGCCAGGUUUGGAUUUUCUUUCCCUUAUUCCAGUUGAUCCCCAGUACUGUCCUCCUAUGUUUUUGGAUAGUCUCACCUCACCCUUAACAGCAAGCAGUACGUCUGUCACCACCACCAGCCCCCAUGAAAGCAGUACUCACGUUAGUUCAUCCAGCAGCAGGAGUGAGACAGGGGUCAUAACCAGCAGUGGGAGUAACAUUCCUGACGUCAUCUCUUUGGACUAAAGGAGGACAUACUUGAUUCUGGGAAUCAUUCAUCAAAACUUUGGAUGUCUAGUCCAUGGAAGUUAAUUUUUGCAACUUAAUAUUUAUUGAAACGUCAAAUGGAUUCUUUGCUCUCUGGGAGAUGAACAUAGAUGACUCCAGCAAGAACCAGAUGACAUGAAAGGACUUAUGCUGUACACUGAGUAUCAGAUUUCAUCCACAACGAUGUCUUCUGGAACAGUUGCUUUUAGUUUCUACGCUACUGGAUGGAUUCUACACACCAGUUAAUCUUUUGUUACAAUAAACAGCAAUAAAGUUAUGUAAAUAGUUAAACUUUUCUAAUUAAAGAUGCAAUCACUGAUACAGACUAA